AUGAACACAACUGAGAAGUUUUACCUUCACGUUGAUGGCAUCCUCGAAACAUUCAACUCUCUCACCGGGCAUCACCAAUCACGCAUUACGCACCCAGUUCUUGAGAGCAAAGUCAUUAACCCUGUACCUCAGCACCCCAUAGUCUCAAACAUAUCGAAAACAGGCAUGGGUAUCAUCAAAACGGUUCAAGGGCGCUUGAGACAACAGGGCAAGAAAGUUGUUCCGCGUAGAUCCUCGAGUUCUGGCAAUCGGCAGGUUUCCACUGAUCGACUCCCAAAAAGGUCCAUGGAUCUGCUGGAGUUGGGUCUGACCAAGCCAAGGAACUGUCACAGAAUAGUUGUGCUUGGCGGACCUAGAGUAGGCAAAACCAAGAUCCUCCAGCGGUUCUUGGGGGAAGAAUUUGAAGAGCACUAUGAACCCACAACCGAGGACUUUCACAGAAAACUGUUCCACAUAGGAGGAGAGUCGUACCAGGUCGAUCUUCUGGAUGCCGCAAAUGAGAGGAACUUCCCUGCAAAACGGAGGUUAUCCAUUCUGACAGGUGACACCUUUCUGCUUGUGUUCAGUUUGGAUGACAGAGAGUCUUUCGAUGAAGUCUGCGAGCUUCUCAACGAGAUCAAAGCUGCCAAGGCAAAGUUACUUAAAUCAAAACAUCCCGCGAGAGUACCAGCCGUGAUAUGCGGGAAUAAAGGGGACUUGGGAGCGCAGAGAGCCGUCGCGCGGUCAGAGGUGACAGAAAUCCUCGGAGAGGACGUCGCAUUCUUCGAAACCUCGGCCAAAGACGGCACCGGACUGGAAGAUAUGUUCAGGGCCCUUGCCUCUCUGGGCGGACUGCCUGACGAGACCAGUCCGUCGCGGCAUCAGAUCGUACCCAUCCGCACCUACCAGUCGCUAUGCAUCGACCAGAGAGGCAGGAGAGGGAGCCGGACGCGGGGACUCGGAGCGCCGUGUGCCGCCAUGGACCCUCUGGCGCGCCGCCCGAGCUUCACCAGCGACCUGCGGCUGGUGCUAAGAUCAAGCACCAAACACAACAAACCCGAGAGGUGUCAGAUUCAAUGAAUUGUGAGCCUUCUCGAUAAACCAAUUGUAGUAGUAUGCUACAAUGUCGUAUUAUGUAAGGAGUUAUACUCUGUAGCAUCUGGCUGG
Micropterus dolomieu (smallmouth bass) is the source of this 1146-nucleotide messenger RNA. RefSeq names its product RASD family member 2 (gene rasd2a). The record is from RefSeq and is a predicted model, not a curated record. The coding region runs from base 1 to 1059 and encodes 352 amino acids. Gene Ontology annotation, molecular function: GTP binding; GTPase activity. The transcript has 2 exons. NCBI's taxonomy places the organism in Eukaryota, Metazoa, Chordata, Actinopteri, Centrarchiformes, Centrarchidae.